AUCAUAGCAACAUUCAAUAACACAAACUCGUUCAAGCGGUAUCAGUUCCUCACUACUCAAUCCCAAACGGAUCAACCAUGCAGUCCCUCAGUGUGAUUUGUUUCCUGGCUAUGUGCGUCGUGGCCAUCACUAGCGCUUACCCACAGGAACCGGUGCUGGCGGACGAGGCCCAGUCUGUUGCCAACUCUCUUUUUGAUGAACUUCCGGAGGAAUCCUACCAGGCUGCCGUGGAGAACUUGCGCCUCAAGCGGGCCACCUGCGAUCUGCUGAGCGGAUUCGGCGUGGGUGACAGUGCUUGUGCUGCCCAUUGCAUUGCCCGGGGCAAUCGGGGAGGCUACUGCAACUCGAAGAAGGUGUGCGUCUGCCGGAACUGAGCGAAGUGUAGAAUUUGAGCAGAGCGCGGUCAUUUUUGAAAAUAUGUUCCUAUUAAGGUUAAAUUUAACGGGAUUGGUAUGAAUCGAUUUGUACUACUUUGGAUGUGAAUAAAUCUUUC
Aedes albopictus (Asian tiger mosquito) is the source of this 493-nucleotide messenger RNA. RefSeq names its product defensin-A. The coding region runs from base 78 to 374 and encodes 98 amino acids. Lineage: Eukaryota; Metazoa; Arthropoda; Insecta; Diptera; Culicidae. The transcript is spliced from 2 exons. Gene Ontology annotation, biological process: humoral immune response; defense response to bacterium. The record is from RefSeq and is a predicted model, not a curated record.